AUGUUAAUAAACUUCCUAUUAUUUCUCUAUAUAUUUGAAAUUUGUCAAUGUUUACAACGUCCAAUUGUUAUUGCACAUCGUGGUACAGCAUAUUUACCUGAACUUACAUUAGCUUCUCAAUCGAUGGCUCAUGCUUAUGGUGCUGAUAUUAUCGAAAUUGAUGUAUGUCUUAGUCGAGAUAAUCAAUUAAUUGUCAUUCAUGAUAUCUAUCUAGAUGGAGUAACUAAUGUUAGUGAUAUUUUUCCCAAUCGAAAUCGUUCAGAUGUUCUUAAUUAUGUUAUUGAUUUUAAUCUUUAUGAAUUGCUACGUUUUUAUCUUUCAACACUUAAUGAAACAAUUGAAUUAUUAUUUGGUCUUAAUCGUGCAACAGGUCGACAACGUCAAUUACUUAUUGAAAUAAAAAAACCUGAAUAUCAUUCAAAAUAUAAUAAAUCAAUAUCAUCUAUUGUACUUGCUACAUUAAAUGCUUAUAAUUUAACACGAUCAAGUGAUCCAAUUAUUGUUCAAACAUUUUAUAUUGAAGAACUGAUGUAUAUUCGUAAAAAUCUUGGCAGUCAAUUGCGUUUACUUGCUUUAAUGACAUGGAAUUACAUUCAAGAAUCAUCAAGUGAUUAUAAUUUUUAUCGAAGUGAAGAAGGUAUACGAAAUCUAUCAAAAAUUAUUCAAGGUUUAGCACCUAAUCAUCAAUUAGUUGUUAAUUAUGAUCCAAAUGGUGCAAUCAUUGGUACUACUAAUCUAACAAAAUGGGCUCAUCAAUAUAAUUUUAGUGUUUAUCCAUUUACAUUUCGACAAGAUCUAUUUUCUAGUAAUAGUUUUGAAGAACUUGUGAAAUAUUUUUGGCAUACAGUACAAGUGGAUGGUUUUAUAACUGAUCAUCCAGAUGUAAUUCUUUAA
Molecule: messenger RNA, 894 nt
Organism: Rotaria sordida
Lineage: Eukaryota; Metazoa; Rotifera; Eurotatoria; Philodinida; Philodinidae
Source: the annotation of a GenBank genome assembly